This is a messenger RNA of Haliotis rubra (blacklip abalone), 932 nucleotides long. RefSeq lists its product as uncharacterized. The record is from RefSeq and is a predicted model, not a curated record. Lineage: Eukaryota; Metazoa; Mollusca; Gastropoda; Lepetellida; Haliotidae. The transcript has 2 exons. Bases 57 to 932 code for a protein of 291 amino acids.
GCUGCGUGUGAUGGAACAAAAGUUGCAGGAGCAGAGAGAGAGAUCAUUAUUCACUGAUGAAGUCACACAUUCAGUCGGCAUGCCAGAAAGUUAUAGAUCGGGUCAAGAAAAAGGAAAGGAAACUGCUCGAUCGGAUGGAAAAUAUUUCACAUAAACACAUCGGACAACUGAAAGCAGACAUAAAGUCAGGUGAGAUGUCAGUAAAAAUGUACCAACAACAAACGGAGCUGAUAGACCAGGCUCUACAAUCUAAGUGUGACAUGGAUGUGUAUGAGAUGUAUCAGGGAUGUGAGGCUGUCGGAGACGCUGACCUGAAGGAGAGAGGAAGAAUAGCCAGUGUCACAUUCAGACAGGACACAGACAAGCUGAGUAAAGCACUGGACGAUCUGCAGCUGGGUGAGAUAGAGGUCCUGUAUGUGAGUGUGCUGGACCUGAAGGAUACUCCUGUGUUACAAGACACCAUUGACAUCAUAGUAGCAGACGAAAGGAGUAAACUAAACCCCAUAGACGUGACAGUGCUGGUGGUGAAUGACAUAGACACCGUUGUAGUCACAGACUGGGAUAACACCAGUGUGAAGUCCUUCUACGUCAAGAACAAACAGACACAGCACAGUAAACUCAGUAUGGAUGGUCCUCCAUUGAGUCUGACCAAGUUGACACACAACCGGUUGGCUGUCACUGUCCCGAGCAGGAACAAGAUUGUAAUAGUUGAAGUGAACCCUGACCUGGUACUGCGGUCAACCAUCACUACCAGCAAACAGUAUGUGGGUAUAACGUCCCUGCCUCCUUCAACACCAGCAGUUGGUUCCCACUCCCCUCCCUGUGUUGAUAUCCUGGAUAUGACAGGAAACGUGCUGAGGUCUAUCAGUCCACUCCACAAAGGUAACAGGAUCUUACAGUAUCCCAACUUUAGUACCUCAGUACCACGAUGA